Messenger RNA from Moneuplotes crassus, 2629 nucleotides. The record is from the annotation of a GenBank genome assembly. Lineage: Eukaryota; Ciliophora; Spirotrichea; Euplotida; Euplotidae.
GCUGAAUUUAAGAAUAAGGAGAAUCGCGGACAAGCUAGGAAUAUAACCGUUCAAGAGCAAAAGCAAACUAUUACAACAAAGAGACAGGUACAAAUGACUAAGAAUUCAGAGAAAUAUGUAAUAGUUAAGGAAACCAGGAGCCACACUCCUCUCAGAGAGGUCCAUACCAACAUCAAUGAGGAAGGAGAGUGCCUUAAUACUGCCUCUGGGAUAAGCUAUAUGACUGACAUUUCUUUCCAUGAGAUGGAAGGAGAGGAAUCUCCCAAACAAGAAAAUGUUCGCCCCAGAAAAACUCCUAUUAGAGCAGAACAUCACGACAAAGCUUAUUAUAACUAAGAUUGUCAAGAGCUAUAAGAAUAAGGCUAUUGAUUAUGAAGUUCAUCAGAAGCGAGCUCUUUCAGUAAAUUCAAAUAGACGUGCAAAAGCAAAAUGGAAGCCUACCUCUAAGAUAGAACCUCCUGAGCAUGUCCCAAUAGUUAUGCCUAUUGAAUACGACACUUCUGCCAAUAUGACUAUCAAACAGAGGUUAUGGGCAGUACUCGAGAAGCACCUUGAGGAAUCUAAGGCUAGGAUAAUAGUAAAGCCGCCAAAUUGUUGACUCAAACCGUUUAAUUCCUCUCUCAGCACUUUGUACCUCUCCAGAGAGUCUCAGGCAAGAAUUCUCUGUGCAAAGCACGAGAAUGAGGAAUUGGACAACCUCAAGGAAACAAGAAAUCGCCUAGUGAAAAUGAUAAAUGAAAAGAAAAAGAAGAAAUUACUAAUAAAGAUCAAGAAGGAAUACUCACAAAUGGUUAUCCAACAGGAGAAUGAAGAUGGAGCUCUCAAGGAGUUCCAGAAAGUUAGCAUUGAAGAUACUGAGAACUAUAUCAGCUCACUACAAACUCUCAAGGAUGUACUGAAAGUCACUCAAGAGAUUGAGACUAACCAUAAUUUACACAAAAAGGCUGGUCAACGUAAUGACAAAUUAAUUGAUUCACUUGAUAAAAAUGGUGUGAUCCUCAACGAAAGCCUUCAGAAUGUCAUCACAAAAAUAGACCAAAUUGACCAAGAAAAAGAGGAAAAGUCUCAAUCUCUUCACAAUAAAGUAGAUGUAAAGACAAAAAUCAAGGAGUCAUGUCAAUCUGUAGAUGACAAGGUAACUGACUGUGCAGAGAAAUCAAGAGAAAUCUUGGAGAAUCUCACUCUUGAUCAUAUAAAAAUGAUCCGCCACAAGUUUGUGUUGAGAAAGAAAAUCUACAGCACAGAAUGCACUAUUUCCGCAAUGAAAGGAGAAGAGAAGAGCUUAGAAGUGACUCUGGGGCUUGAAGGCUCAUCCUCAAGUGAAGGCAUGCUCCUUAGCUUUACACUUAUAGGUGUAUAUCAAUUAAACUGUGAUAGAAUUCUAGAUAAAACAACCUUAUUAUGAUACCUUAACAAAAGACUCGGGGUCAUAAAGAAGUCCUAUUCUAUGAUCUGUGAUUCUCUAGAUAACACAAGAAGGAGCUACAUCGACUCUUUGAGACGCAACACUGUGAAAGUCCCAGAAGAACAAGCUGAGAGGUACCAUAAUUUGAAGGAUAAACAGGAAAGAAGAGUCAUCAAUUUAAUGCAUAAUAAUAAGGGGUUUCAGAAGGAAAUAGCUCAGCUAGAGACCUCCCUGACUGAUAAAGAGAAUGAAAAAGAGUUUCUUCUCAGUGAAUUCAAGGCUUUUGAACACGAAGUGAAAUGCCUCUCAGGUGACAACAAUUUCAAAUUCGAUGAGUUGCACGAAAUGUUCGAGGCCAAAGCAAGAAAGGUUCAACGUAACAGAGAUAAGCUUAGGGACCUCACACUUUUGACGAUAGACAUUAACGAAAAUAUUUUUGCCAUGUUUAAAAAGUCUAAACUCCUUGAAGCCCAGAUAUUAAUGCUAAAUGAAGAUACCACUGCGAAAGAAAAGGAGAAAUAUUCUACAGAGCUAAGAUCUCUGCUUCAAAACCUUGAAGAGAGAAGAUAUCAAGGAAAUUAUUUCAAUAGUUUUCAGAUAAAAAUUGAGAAGUUACAGAAGAAGAAAAUGGCUCUUCAUUCGUGAUUAAAGGAAAUUAAUAAUCAGGUCACCCAAGCCCAGAAUGAAGUGUAUUAUCAAUCAAUGAUGAGAGCUCCAAGGACUCCUAGAUCUGAAGAAAGAUAUAAUAGCAAAGUUUCAAGGAGUUUUAUGGGUGAAACAAGUUCUAACUCAUGUACACAGUUGAAUCAUAGUCCGACAUACUCUACUCUGUCUUAUAAAUGCAAGCAGUUUAUAGUGAUUAAUCCUUCCCAGCUGGAAUUAAGAAACCUUAUCUCUAGAUCACUCCGACAUAAAAUCAAGAGGUUGGAGAAUUCCUUCUUUAAGCUAAGAGAUAAAGUGUUCAAGUUCUUGAGAGAUGAUGAAGGAAAUACUUAUAUACAGCUUGAUAAGGACUGACUAAACUUUGAUGUACAAGAGUCACAUUCUACCUAUACAUGGGCAUCUACUGAGAACAUCAUUCCUGUUCAUAGAUUUAUUAAAGAUUGCAAAAAGAAGAGGAAGAGAAGAAGUAGGAAGGUUACAAGGCCUAUUUCUCCAAGACACGACUGUCUUGAUCUCAGUUCGAACACUUAUGUUUAAUUCCAUUUUACCAAUUUGCCAAUA